AUGCCAAAGAGACCUCCCAGCCUCCAAAGCGGCAACAGCAACAAUGACAGACUCGAGCCGAAACUCUUGCGCGCCGUUGAGGCCGACAGCAUUCCGGAUGUCAAAGACAUACUGGAGCAAGCACAGGCCAGAGGCCAAUGCAGCGAAUCCUUCCUGUCCAUCGGGCUGGUGAGGGCGUGCGACAAGAGCCUGCCAGAUGUUGCUCGUUUCCUGCUCUCUCAUGGCGCCAGCCCCGACUACGCGUCUGGCAACAAGCCGGCGAGCUUGCUUCGCGCCGCUGAAUAUGGAUCUUUGCGAAUAGCGCAGGUGCUCAUCGAAUAUGCAGCCGAUUUGGAAGCUCGCGACAAGAAAGGUCGCACUGCUCUCAUGACCGCCGCUUACAAAGGUCACAAGCAGGUCGUGGAGCUUUUGCUCGAGGAAGGAGCGCAUGUCGAUUCUGUGGAUCUGCGUAGACGCAAUGUGCUGCACAACAUAGCAGCCGACAAAGGCGACGAGAGAGCGACUAGACCCGGAGAAGCGCCCAAGCGAAAAUGUGGCAUGGACAUUGUACAGUACCUCCUACAAGCAGGUGUGAACGUUGAAGCGGAAGACCACGUCGGCAGAACUCCACUCCAUUGGACAUGCGUGACAGAUCAUGAAGACCUCAUGAAGUUGCUGCUUAGAACCCGAUUUGGAGGUGCCUCUCCUAAGGCCACCGUCAACGCCACGGACAAUCGCGAUAAGACGCCUCUGCAUCUAGCGGCGUCUCAUGGCCGAGGACACCUGGCCCGUAUCCUCAUAGCCCAUGAGGCUGAUAUUCAUGCAAGAUCUGAUGGGGGCUGGACCCCAUUGCACAAUGCUUGUACUCAAGCCUCUGCUAGUCUUGUCCAAACACUGCUCGAUGCGGGGGCUGACGUGAACUGCGAGUUGCUGAACGGGAGAACCCCAUUACACGUUGCUGCUGAGUCUGGGCAUCGAGAGGUGACCGAGUGUCUGCUCAGACAUCCCCGAUGCAGGAGAAAUUCCAAGGACAGAUUUGGCAACACCCCACUAUUGAUAGCGGCUCAACAUGGAAAUAAGGAGAUUGUGGAAAAGCUUGCUCCCUGGAACCAUCUCAAUGAUCUCUCGACCGAUGAGAAAGCAGCCUCACAGCAGUUCAAUGCCACGAUUGUCGAUUUCGGGAACUUCAAGAACGAGAACAGAGUAACAAGACGGUCAGUCUACGAAGUGCUCUAUGCUAGAGAAGCACGGGACCCGACCAGGCAUGCGGUUAGCACGCUGGCAAAGAAUGUCAAGGGCUCGGAAUUUCGAUGGAUCCACCUACCGGCUAAUAAUAUAGCCUGGUGCGAUGCUCUACUCACGAAACGCUUUAUUGAAGAAGGCGCCACAGACGUCGAGGGCUACAAAGCCUUGGAGAUGUCGUUCACCCAUCAACAUCGCGGGCAGCAACAGCACUCACAGUUCAUGCGGCCCCAAUGUCAAGUGAUUCAUCGCGCCUUAGAAGAAGUCGAUCUGAUACCGCCCAUAGACAAAGCGGGGCCUCCUGCGAUUAUGCUGCAAGAUGCUCACCUUCUCACAGCUGUUCCGGAAGAUAUACUGGAGAGCCCAACCGCAGCGAAGCUGCAUGAUGCUGGUAAGGCCAACGGCGAGAUACAAGCGACUGCAGGCGCGGAACCUACGAGUGGCACAAAACAGAGACCCAAAUCCAGCAAGGGCACUGGGAGACAGGACACGACAACUGCGGAGUCUUCGGGCACCAGAGCAGCCAAGCAAACCUCGAAAUCCUCGCAGCCUCAAGUGCAACGGCAGGAGACCGCUUCAACGAUCGCGACAUCUGAGACGUCUGUGACUCCAAAGCAGAACUCGAGACCCAACAAAGCCAAUAAGCCUUCCAAGUCGCCAGGGAAACAGAAGCAACGCAAGGAGUCCGGCAGCAGUGUCGACAAGCCAGACAGGCACGCAACACAGAGGAGAUACAACGCUUCGCGCAACGUCUUCCUUUUCAUGCCCUACCUGCAUUUUGAAACAGACAGGCGUCGUAGAGAGAUGCAUCUGGCGCUGGAGAAUUCACAUCUGCUCACUCACCACGAAGCUGAUUUCGUACUGAUACGGGCGCACUUGGAGAAAUCGAGCUCGUUCCUGCAAAUCCGCCGAACGCUUGAUCAGUACUUUUAUCACAACAUCGACACGAAGGUACGCGAUGCCGACCAGGUGGUGUACCGUUUCCAGAAGAAUCAUGGAAAAAGGCCAGAUGACGAGAUAAAGGUGUUCAUGGUCGAUCAACUAUUCAUGUGGGUCCUCGGAAAAGAUUUGGUGGUUACUGCGUUUCCUCAGAGAUGGCGCCAACCCCGUAACGAUGCUCUGAAUGUGCUGGAAGGUAUCAUUGAAGACAUCAACUCGAAAACGCGAGAGCCUGUACAGAAUGUCUACCAGCUUGCGAGCACCAUCGUAGGUCGGUGCCUGGGCACAUUCGAUCGACAUAGGAAAGGUGACGAAGAGUUUGCGUUUAUGGACAUGUUCGAGGCGUCGAUUGGAGAUGCUAUGGACAAAGAGGCGUCGUUGUUCGGCGAGUUCUCCGUCGCAUCGCAACAAGCUUCAGAAUGGCUUAGGACACACCAACGACCAAACCGAUUCUCGAGAAAUCUCGAAGCCGAUUCAAAGGCGCAUCAACACGCGGCUAAGAAAGCUGACCAGUUCCACUUUGACGAGCUACAGGAUCAUGAUCCACAAUUCCUCGACCAACUUCUGGAUGUUGGCGCAGAAACCGACCUCCUAGCUGAGAUUAAGGAUAUUCGAGAUGAGCUUGACAUCAUUCGCAUGGUGCUUGAUCACCAGAUGAACAUCCUGCCGGACCUGAAAGACGCGGUCAAGGACACUUAUCGAGAUGAUCGAUCGCUUGGCCACCGCUCGCUGGAGCAGCUGCGAAAGGUUGACAAAGGCUUCGAGGAGCAAGAGAAGACCAUCAGCAAUCCUCUGAAGGAUAUUGACAGGAUGGACAAACAAGCCGAGCGCAUUUAUACCAACAUCCGCGACUUGCUGGAUCUGAAGCAGAAACACGCCAACGCAUUCGAAGCGCGAUUUGCCCGAGACCAAGCAGCGGGUACACAAAGGCAAGGGCAGACGAUUAUGGUGUUUACCAUUGUCACUGUAAUCUUCCUGCCAUUGUCGUUCAUCGCGGCGUUCUUCGCAAUCAACGUGGACCAGUUUCCGCACGACGAACGAACAGGCCAGCAACAGAUGUCUCUGGGCUACGUCUCGCAGUACAUCUUUGGCAUUGGACUCGCCAUCUCCAUUCCCUGCAUCGCCAUUGCGCUCUCCGUCGACGAACUAGGCUAUGCCAUGAACGAAGCGAAGAGACGCCUGCGCAAGAAAUGGCUUCUGUGGAAACGCCGAACGGAUGAUCCGGAGAUUGAACAUCACUUGCAGACGAUCAAGAUCGAACACACUCUGAGCUUGGCGAAGAGUAUGCGACGCAGCGGUGAUGUGCGGCGGAGUGGGGAUUUGGCGUGGCAUGGGAAGUCGCGGAGUCGGAGUGUGGUCGGGAGACGGCAAGAGAGUCCUUGGGAAGGGGUCAGGUGGCGACAGCCGCAGGCGAGUUGGGACGUUGAAAGGGGAAGACGCAAAGCCUAA
Molecule: messenger RNA, 3609 nt
Organism: Lecanosticta acicola
Lineage: Eukaryota; Fungi; Ascomycota; Dothideomycetes; Mycosphaerellales; Mycosphaerellaceae
Source: the annotation of a GenBank genome assembly